UUUCAGUUCAGGAAACGUUUGGCAAAUGUCACUUUACAGUUUGGAGGAAGCAACACAUUUCUUUCUGACGUUUCCAAAAACUACUCGAAAACAUAUACUUCUGAUGGCCACCACACGCACUGGUUCAUCUUUUGUGGGCGAGUUCUUUAACCAGCAAGGCGAUAUAUUUUAUUUGUUUGAACCUCUGUGGCAUAUUGAAAGAACCGUGACAUUUGAAUCCAUGGGAGCCAAUGCAGUAGGUUCAGCAAUUGUGUACAGGGAUGUUCUUCAUCAGCUUCUUUUGUGUGAUCUUUACACCUUAGAGAACUUUAUCUCCCCAACUCCUGAACACCAUCUUACUAGGUUUAUGUUCCGUAGGGGCUCAAGCAAGUCCUUAUGUGAAGAUCCAGUGUGCACCCCGUUUGUUAAAAAAGCCUCGGAGAAAUACCAUUGUAAGAAUCGCCGGUGUGGACCCCUAAAUAUGACACUGGCAAUGGAGUCAUGCUUGAAUAAAGAUCAUGUGGCUAUUAAAGCAGUACGAAUUAGACAGUUGGCAUUCCUGAAAACUCUUGUAGAAGAUCCUCGUCUUGAUAUGCGAAUUAUACAACUUGUGCGUGACCCCAGAGCUGUUUUGGCAUCACGCAUGGUAGCUUUCUCUGGAAAGUAUGAAUCAUGGAAAAAAUGGGCUUUGGAAGGAGCUUCCCCCAUACCUGAAGAUGAAGUUCUAAAACUGAAGGGUAAUUGUGAUAACAUUCGUUUAUCUGCAGAACUAGGCUUGAGACAACCCAAGUGGCUUCGAGGACGGUAUAUGCUGAUACGAUAUGAAGAUAUAGCAAGAUUUCCUCUUCAAAAGGCCAAAGAAAUGUACAAGUUUGCUGAAAUCACACUUACACCACAAGUGGAAGAAUGGAUUAUCAAAAACACACAAGCUUCCCAUGGCCAUAGUGGCGUAUAUUCCACCCAAAAGAACUCCUCAGAACAGUUUGAAAAGUGGCGUUUCAGCAUACCUUUCAAAUUAGCCCAGGUAGUACAGGAAGUCUGUGAACCUGCUAUGAGGUUGUUUGGCUACAAAUUGGCAAGUGACCUAAAGACACUUACAAAC
Molecule: messenger RNA, 1081 nt
Organism: Staurois parvus
Lineage: Eukaryota; Metazoa; Chordata; Amphibia; Anura; Ranidae
Source: the annotation of a GenBank genome assembly